This is a messenger RNA of Alternaria alternata, 1244 nucleotides long. RefSeq names its product thioredoxin-like protein. Bases 304 to 963 code for a protein of 219 amino acids. The record is from RefSeq and is a predicted model, not a curated record. NCBI's taxonomy places the organism in Eukaryota, Fungi, Ascomycota, Dothideomycetes, Pleosporales, Pleosporaceae. The transcript is spliced from 2 exons. Gene Ontology annotation, molecular function: oxidoreductase activity.
CGACCUCGGCACCUUGUAGCGGGUCAGCAUACUGGGGUCGCAUGCGCCUGCAAGGCGAAUUGAUAAUCGAGCGGGUACGCGAUAGAAGAAAUGGAGAUAUCUUUCUGGAACAGCUGCGGAAUUUACUACAAGGGCGAGUUUGGCCGGUCGCCGCGACUCCAACCUCUUCCGCCUAAUUUGUCAGCAAUACUCGCCAUCCGUUUCGGUAUAAAGAGCAUGUAACCUGGCGACUAUGACAUCACUUCAUCAGCGAAAUCAAUCUCGCACACCUACAUCGUGGCGUUCAGAGCAAGUCUACGCAAAAUGACCAACUUCAAGGUCGACAUUGUAAGCGACACGGUGUGCCCAUGGUGCUAUGUAGGCAAGAAGCGCUUGGAAAAGGGUAUCGCGGCCUACAAGGAGAAGCACCCUGAUUCCACAGACACUUUCGAUACCAACUGGUUCCCUUUUUACUUGAACCCCGAUGCGCCAAAGAGCGCCGACAAGCAACAACUGUACGAGUCGAAAUUUGGCAAAGAGCGCACAGCAAUGAUGCAAGAGCGCCUCUCACAGAUUGGCAAAGAGGAGGGAAUCAACUUCAAAUACGGCGGCAAGACUGGAAACACACGCGAUUCGCACCGGCUUAUACAACUUGGAAAAACUAAGGGCCCGCAAAUGCAGACCCGAGUGAUUGAGGAGCUCUUCGCUGCAUACUUCGAGAAUGAGAAGGAUAUUACUACCCAAGAGAUCCUAACCGAGGCAGGUGUCAAAGCUGGGCUGAAUGAGAAAGAGAUCAAGGAUUGGUUGGAGGCAGGCAAGGGAGGCCCUGAGGUUGAUAAGGAAGUGCAGCAGGCGCGUCGACAACAGAUCACUGGCGUUCCCAAUUUUACCAUAAACGGCAUGUAUGAAGUCGGUGGAGCACAGGAUCCGGCUGCCUUUGUACAGUUGUUCGAGCGAUUGAAGAGACAGGAAGGUAACCUGUAAGCAGCUCGGUGUCCGAUACCCCUCUUAGCAGAUCCAAUACAUUCACAUUCCUAAUACCACCACGCCAUCUCGACACACCAUAGUAAAUCGGCGACUUUUGUUUAGCUUCAAGCUUCUGAACACCUUCUAUCCAUUUUCGAGAACACGAUACACAAAGUGGCGUAUCCCUAGGCAUGGUGGUAUCUGACAUCCAUCGGAUGGCGUCAGAAAGCUUGACUCCCGCCUAUCGCGGAGCGAGCCUCCCGUAGCACCAAAAUCAGCUAAUUAUUUGCGAUCUGAAG